AACUGUAGUCUUCCCUUAACAAUUCCCGUUUCAGCAGCACUGGACGGAGCUUGCAGCAGGGAACAAAUGGAGUUUGAUGAAGUUGCAGUUUAUUUCUCGGAGGAGGAGUGGGGCUGUUUAACAGAAGAACAAAAAGCGAUGUAUAAGGACGUGAUGAUAGAGAAUUACCGGACCCUCAGGUCUCUGGGAAAUAUUCUUGUGAAGCCUUUACUUGUCUCAAAGAUUGAGAGAGGAGAAGAUCCAUAUCUGGUUAAUGUCCAAAAGAUCAACCAGGGGAAAAGUCUGAUAAAAGCAGAAGAUGAAACCAUAAGACUGGAUAUGGAUGACGAAUUCAAGAAUACCAUUGUUUUUUCCAGUCUUUUACAAGAUGAGAGGAAACCUAUAAAAGGUCAAUUUCUGUGCUUAGAAUGUGGGAUUUUUUUAAAUGAUCAAUUAGAACUUCAUAUGCAUACGAAAAUGCAUAGAAUAGAGAAACUGACAUGCCCUGGAUGUGAUAAAUAUUUUACAGAUGAAUCCGCUCUUAUCAUACAUCACCAAAUUCAUACUGGAAAGAAAAAAUUUUCAUGUUCUGAAUGUGGGGAGUUGUUAACCAAUAAAAAAUCCCUUCUUCGGCAUAAGAAAUUCUGUACAGGAGAGAGAAAAACUGUCUGUUCUGGAUGUACAAAUUAUUUAACAUGUAAAACAAAUCUUAUUAAACACCAGACAGGAGGGAAAUCAUUUAAAUGUUUGGAAUGUGGGAAAUCGUUUGCAGGUAAAUCCACUCAUACUAGCCGCCAGAGAAUCCAUAAAAGAGAAAAAACGUUUUCAUGCUCUGACUGUGGGAAAUGUUUUGAAGCAAAAAAGACCCUUAACAGACACCAGCGAAUCCAUACCGGGGAGAGAAUCUUUUCAUGUUUUGAAUGUGGGAAAGGUUUUACAUCUGUAUGGCAUCUCAAUAGACAUGAGAGAAUCCAUACAGGAGAAAAACCAUUUUCAUGUUCUGAUUGUGGGAAAUGCUUUACAGUUAAAUAUUCUCUUAUUACACACCAGAGAAUCCAUACGGGAGAAAAGCCAUUUCCAUGUUCAGAAUGUGGGAAAAAUUUUAGAUGUAAAUCAUCUUUGAAUCUACAUCAGAGAACUCACACUGGAGAAAAACCGUUUUCAUGUUCUGAAUGUGACAAAUGUUUUAAAGAUAGACGAGCUUUUUUUAAACAUCAGAGAAAACAUGCUGGAGAAACAAUAUUUGCAUAUCCUUAAUGUGGGAAAUGUUUUAUAGGUUAAAGGGACGUUAAACCCUUGAGUCCCACUCUGGUGCUAACGAUGGCUCAAAGCCGUUGCUAGCACUCUCCCACCUUGAGGGAGAUCUGGGGGCUCUCACCCGCUCCUACCCUGGCAAUCGGCCUUCAUAGUGACAAGCAUCGCCGGGGCUUCACGUUUUACGUGGUGACGUCACCGCGCAACUUUAUUAAAAAUUUACAAUACAAAGUAUAGGGAAAGGGGGCAUGUUGCUUAGAAGCCUGUAUCUCAGACAUCUCAGCAGCUACAGACCCUAAACCCUUCGUUGGAAAGGUAAUCGCCUAACCUUUCCAACGGUGUCUUGGAGAUCUGGGAAAAAAAUAGAAAAGUAAAAAAUUUUUUACAAAUAAAUAAAAAAAAAACAACCUUAAAUCAGCUUAGCACUCAAAGGGUUAAACAACUUUGCAAUAUACUUUCAUUAUUUAUUUUGUAUCCUUUUCCCGUGAUUUAACAGAAAUUUGAUAGCCCACAAUUUUCAAUUAUAUGUGGAUAUGUAGAUUCCGGAAUCUAGGGCUGUCCAAUUGGACUCAACAGAGAAGGCAACCUUUGUUACAACAUGGCAGAGUCCAUUGCAUGAUGGAUGCUAUAAUUUAUCCAUUUUUUUAAGUUAAACUAAUAUCAUUAAAAAAAAAUCUUCAUAUUAUUCUCAAGCGAAUCUUUGCUUUGAAUACGACAUUCUAUCUAUUAUUUAUUUAGUCUAUAAUGUUCCCUUAAAGGGACAUGAAACCCCAAAAAUGUAUUUCAUGAUUAAGAUAGAGAAUAUAAUUUCAAAUAACUUUCCCAUUUACUUCUAUUAUUUAAUUUGCUUCUUUUUCUUGUUACCCUUUGCUGAAAUGUUAAUCUAGGAAAGUUCAUGUGCAGCAGAGAACCUAGGAUGUAGCUGUUGAUUGGUGGCUGCAUAUAUAAACCGAUUGUCAUUGGCUCACCCGUGUGUUCAAUUAGAAACCAGUAGUGCACGGCUGCUCCUUCAACAAAUUAUACCAAGAGAAUAAAACAGAUUAGAUAAUAGAAGUAAAUUAGAAAGUUGUUUAAACUUGUAUUCUCUAUCUGAAUCAUGAAAUAUUUUUUGGGGGGUUUCAUGUCCAUUUAAUGAAAUUUUAAUAAGCAGUAGAAAAGUAAUAUAUGGGAAAAAAAUACUACGAGUGUACAUACAGAGAUUUCAGAAGAUAAUGCUGUUAAGAUAAUUUUGAAGCAAAAUUUAUUCUUGUGAAACAGCAACACUCUAAAAUCAGGAUUUGCAAACAGAUUUUAGUGUGUUGCUGCUUCACAAGAAUAAAUUUGAUUUUGAAAUUAGCCGAACAGCACAAAGGUAUCCAAAACUUCCGAAUGCACACCACUAAAAAUACAUUUUUGGUGUAUAGGAAAUGUUUUAUUUCUUAUUUGUUGUAGAAAUUAAUUCAUAUAUAAAGACAUAAAAAUCGCAUUAGGAUCUAACAAGUUCUAACAAAUUAAUAUAGGAAUCAAUAGUAAAGGAUAAUGCUAGAUUAUGUAUAUAAAUGUUGGAAAUAAAGAUACUUUUGUGUAGAACUGAACAUUUUCAUGUACAAGAAAGAAAAAUAAAUGUUGGUUGUGUCAUA
Messenger RNA from Bombina bombina (fire-bellied toad), 2852 nucleotides. RefSeq names its product oocyte zinc finger protein XlCOF6.1-like. The transcript is spliced from 4 exons. Gene Ontology annotation, biological process: regulation of transcription by RNA polymerase II. Gene Ontology annotation, molecular function: RNA polymerase II cis-regulatory region sequence-specific DNA binding; DNA-binding transcription factor activity. The record is from RefSeq and is a predicted model, not a curated record. NCBI's taxonomy places the organism in Eukaryota, Metazoa, Chordata, Amphibia, Anura, Bombinatoridae. Bases 67 to 1236 code for a protein of 389 amino acids.